Messenger RNA from Periconia digitata, 1079 nucleotides. Lineage: Eukaryota; Fungi; Ascomycota; Dothideomycetes; Pleosporales; Periconiaceae. The record is from the annotation of a GenBank genome assembly.
ACAAUGGUUGGCUCCAAAGACCUCGAACCCUCACACACAAAAUUCUUCCCCAAUGUAUUCUUCAACAAUCAAUUUCGCGCAAAGCCAGAUUGGCCGGCUCCAGGCACUACUCUCUCUGGAAAGACGGCGAUCAUUACCGGCGGCAACACCGGGCUUGGAUACGAGACUGCAGUGCAGCUUCUAGAACUCCGGAUUUCAAUGCUCGUCCUCGCUGUACGGUCUCCCGAAAAAGGCGAAGCCGCCGCGGAUACAUUGCGGAAGCAACACCCUGGCUCCACGAUCCAGGUUUGGCUUCUGGAUAUGGAUUCCUACGACUCCAUAACUGGUUUUGUUCAACGCGUCGAAAGAUCUCUCUCCCGAAUCGAUAUGGUUCUUCUAAACGCCGGGACUAUGAAAAUUAGUUUCACGAAGAACAAGAGCACCGGCUACGAAACCAUGUUCCAAGUUAACUACCUUUCCACCAUGCUACUCACCAUCCUUUUACUUCCAAUACUCAAAGCAAAGGGAGCUGCCAAUGACCCACCUCCUCAUCUCACCAUCGUCAACGCAGCCCUCUCUCUGGUAGCGGCCUUCCCUGGUAGAAGCGAAAGUCCCUUGUUUUCGUAUUUCAAAGACUCGAAGCAUUGGAGCCGCGAGGAACAUUACAACACUUCAAAGCUUCUGGCUCAUGCGUUCCUCUGGAAUCUCACUGAUUACGUUUCAGCGGACGAUGUCAUCGUUAACCUUGCUGAUCCAGCUUGGGUCAAGGGUACAGCACUUGCCCGCGAAACGCAGGGUGCGAUGAAGAUUGGUCUCAAGAUUUUCGAGCUUACGGGGCGGACUCCAAGAGUGGGUGCUUCGUGUUUCGUUGAUGCGAUGGUGAAUAAGGGGAAAGAAUCGCAUGGGUGUUUUUUGAUGAGCUGGAAGAUCCAUCCAUUCGCGGCUUUGCUGUACACUCCUGAGGGGAGGUCUUUGACUAAGCGGGUUUGGGAGGAAACGCUAGCGGAGCUUGAGUUUGCGGGGGUUGGUGCAGCCCUAGACGGAAUGAGAGUAUGAGAGUAUGAGAGAUGAAAGCAGCAAUGGCGAUGUAAGCGAUGUAC